Trypanosoma grayi is the source of this 338-nucleotide messenger RNA. RefSeq lists its product as hypothetical. The annotation marks the transcript as partial. Lineage: Eukaryota; Euglenozoa; Kinetoplastea; Trypanosomatida; Trypanosomatidae. The record is from RefSeq and is a predicted model, not a curated record. The transcript has a single exon.
AUGAGCCGCGCGUCGCAGCCACACAUGUCGCUUGGUGAUGCGGCGGCGAACGAGGAGGAGGCGCACGACGCCUUUCUCGACCUCGACGACCCUAACAACGAGAUCGUCGACGAGAGCAAACUGGCUGAGAUGGACGACAAUGAAGAGGAGGACAUGGACGGCAACGCUGAAGAGGUGAAGGAUGAUGGUGAGGACGGCGCCGAGACGGGCGCUGACUACGGCAACGAGGAGGAGCAGGCUGACGACGCGGAGGACCUCAACGACGUGCCUGACCGCGAGCCGGAGCGCGACGACGCGCUCUGCGUCUUCCACGGCCGCGACCACCGCGCGCUGCACAC